UGCGAGGAGCGGGGUCGCCUCCGCUUGCAGGUGGGCCCCCGCAGCUGCUGAACUGAGAACCCGCUUCUGCCUGCACACACGAGUCCCGGUCGCCUGCUGCCGAUUCUACCAGAUUUCCGAAGCUCUGCGCGUUUCUCCAGCCCUGUCAAAAUCCCAAACCCACCUGGGGCUUGCAGUCCAGGAGUUCGGAAGCCUUGGAAAAGGGGCAAGGGCCCCCACCUGUCUUUUUCUCCACUCACUCGGGAAAAGCUGCAAGAUAGGGGCAGCCCAUUCCCUGCUGGCCUGCAGGAAUCCUCCCCGGCCCUCCAAGGUGGGCCCCUUUGCGGAGGAGGAAAAGCAGAGCUGAGGAGCUGGAACCCUGCUCCUGGAACCCUGGAGGAAGAGCCACAUGGCUUUGAGCAAAACACAGCCAUGGGCUGCAGGAAAGGAAACCCCAAGAGAACUUGAGGGCUAGAACCGCUGGCAGCACCCUGGAACACUCCACGGAGGAACGAGGAGCGAACGCGGGCCGGACUCCAUGGAGGAGACCACGCAGGCUGCCAGAGAGAGGAUGGCGGGGUCCCAUCAGCCCCCCCACUGUGGCCACAACCAGCUCCCUGCCCGGGCAGACGAAGCCGCGAGGAAUGACGUGCUUUUGAAACCCUCUCCGGGGGCUGGGGCACCGACAUGCCAAGGUGGGCCUGGCCGGCCGUGUCCGGCAGGAAGAGCUUUCCUGAAAAUGAAGUGCCCGUUGUGGCGGAGGAGGAAAAGCACGGCCAGCGCUCUGCAGGAUCAGGCCACUCCCAGGAGCCGGCUGUGCAUGGAGGCCGCCCACGAAAGCCCCAUCCAGGCCGUCAGAAAGUCUGCCAGCCAAGGUGGGGCCUGGGGCUUGGGCUCAGAGGAGGAGUCCGCGCCAGGGAAAGCGGAGACCUCCCUGCUCUGGAGACUGCUGUGCCUGAAGGCCACGUCCUCCCGGCCGCAAAGCCCACCCCACGGCCUCGGGGCAUCACCUCUCUGCAGAGCAAGCUCGAGCUGUGGGCCCGUCACUGCCCUCCGCCGAACCGCGGAGCCCCAAGGGGAGUCUCCGUUGAGAUGGAGGUCCAGGGCUGCCCCGCAGAGCCCGGCAGAGGCUGCCUCGCUCCCCGAGCCGGAGGCCGAGACGGCCGAGAAGCUCGGUGGAUCGUGGACGAUGAAGCCAUGGAGAGCGCUUCGGGCCGUGAUGAUCUCCAGGACCAAGAGAGAAUCAGUCCUCCCGGGGAACAAGGGAGAACACGCGACAGCAGGGGAGGGGGAUCCUGGCCUCCCCAUGCGACCAGCAACCCCUUCUGGCGCUGGGACAGACGGGGCCUCUGGACAGGCCACCGCAGCGGACAGACACGCGCCAUCGGCAUUUGCACCGAGUGUGGAUGAUGCCCACGGAGCGUGCGAGGCCUCGAGAGAGCUAUGGCGUGGCACGGAGACCCACAGCGGCGUGGGGGACAGCGACCUCCUGGGACUCCUUGCAGAACUGGAAGCCAAGCACGAGAGCCGCUGGUCCGCUCUGGGAAAGAGCCGCUCGGAGCAGGAGCCAGCCCCGGAGAGCGCCUCUGGGCACGUUCCCCAGGGCCUGCGUCUCCGAGGGGCCGGAGCAGAAGCGGCUGCGAUGGCGGACGAAGGCGAGGGCCGCUGGGCGCAGGAGCAGGAGCAGGAGCUGGCCGAUCUGGCGGAGAACCCCGGUGGGCAGGGCAUGUUGAUGGCGACACGGGACUUGGCCUGGUUGAGCCGCGAGGUGCUGGGUGGCCCAGCUGUGGGGCAGGUGGCACGGCACGGGGGCGGUUCUGCGGCAAGCGCUCCGGAAGUCCGGGAGCGGGAGACUGAGGAAGGGAACUCUGCCAGGGGGGGUGGCCCCCCCGGGGAGCUGGCCCCGGGCCCCGCCACGGACCUGAGCCGCCCUGGCCGCCGCCCCCCGCCGCCCCCCGCCUCGGGAAGCACAGCUGCUGGGACCUGCCGCCGGCCGGCGCCCGGGCAGCCAUCGCCCUCCCUUCCCCCCGGGGACUUGGCGCGAGGCUUUCUGGGGGGCCCCCCAAGCGGGACCCCUGAAGCAAGUGGGUGCAGCCAGCCGCAAGGGGGCCCUGCACGGGAGUCGCCGCCGCCCACCAGGGAGGCGCAUGGGGCCGUGGGGGGGCGGGAUGCCACAGGCCCGGGGGAGGAGUGUGCGGAGCGGCUGCUGCACAGGGCGGCCGCGGAGAUCGUGGGAGCCGCGAUCCACAGGGCCACAGAGCGGCUGGUGGCGGAGGAAGAGGAGGAGUGUGCCGGGCUGGAAGGGCACAGGCGGCCCUGCUGA
Messenger RNA from Varanus komodoensis (Komodo dragon), 2302 nucleotides. RefSeq names its product collagen alpha-1(III) chain-like. NCBI's taxonomy places the organism in Eukaryota, Metazoa, Chordata, Lepidosauria, Squamata, Varanidae. The transcript is spliced from 2 exons. The record is from RefSeq and is a predicted model, not a curated record. Bases 518 to 2302 code for a protein of 594 amino acids.